UUAUGCCAAUACCUAGUGUGUUCGCUUAAAAGCUAGUUAAUGCGAAAAAUGCACGAUAUAAAUACUAAUUGUAUUGUGAAUGCUAUCAUGAAGUUAAUGAUUUGGUUGUCGGUUGUUUCUGUAUUAUCGGUGAAUAUUACGUCAGGCAAGUCACAUGACUAUGUCAACGGAGAUCCUGAAGACAUUUCUCAAACGACUGACGGUGUCAACGAGGAUGAAUAUAGUGAUGGAAAAAUGAGCGAAGCGGUGUUUAUAAAAAACUCUUUUAAAAGUAUAACUUCAUUAAUUCCAGAAUCAGUUCAAAUCUCCAGAUUUCAAGAAAACGUUGGUAGGAAAGGUUUUCUGUGCACAUCCGAAACUACACUCAGUCUUCAGGUACUUGAUAUAACUUCAGACUUUUCCUACCAGCCUUCUCCAGUGCAUGGCUAUAGAGAAGUUUCGUUUCAGGCCAGUGUGAUCUUUAAGAAGCCUCUUAUAUUUGAAACUUUCAUGGAUGAGUUCAGUGGGAAUGACGGCAAGUUCUGUGAUGCGGGGUCCAAGACGGGGUUUGUUCACUGUACUUUCCCGAAGGAAAGCUACGUCAAUGUGUUGCUAGCAGUUCCUGAGUUUUCAAAAUAUCAGACCAAGCUUCAAAUGUCGCAAUGCACGGUUUACAUAAAUAGAAUCAGUGUUGAAAGUGUGAGUUAUCCUGUUGUACAGGAGAUAGACAACAAAGUCAGGGGCAUCGGUGAGCGUUUGUGGAACAGUAUAAAAGAAGAGGGUAUAAAAACUAUGAUGAAUAAUGGUAUCGUGAAGGCUUUGCUGAGUAAAUUACAAUCGGUUGGUAACAGAAUGCAAGACGAAGACUGGGUUUGUCUUAGUGAUGGUUUGUUGGAGUUUGGAAAACACAUUCAAAAUCAAGGUGGUUCCAAAGGUAAGCUAACUUACGUGAAACACAAUCCUUUAGAAUUUAUCAACUCUUUCCAGCUUGGCAUUGAAAAGUCAGUUUCUGCCUUUCGAUCCAUGGAGACCGUCAAAUCAGAUGAGCCCAUUAUUGUCCAAAUGUCGGACAGCUUGGCUGGGAAAUAUGAAGACUUCUACGUUUUGAUGCACGCCCCGCUGACUUUUCAAAAACUUAGAAAUUUCUUUGGAAUUGAGGAAGAUUACUAUUUUACUUUCUUCUGUCAGGACAGUGUAAAGCAAAUCCCUAACCCAGCAAAUAGUGGAGCCAAACUGUACAUGUCUCCAAAUGGAAAGUUUAUAGCAAAAACGUUGAGACAGUCAGAAGUGGAGACUUUUCAACUUAUUCUAAAGUCUUAUUUCGAAUAUGUUAGCAAAACUCCAGACACCUUACUAACGAAAAUGUUUGGUCUUUACACGUACGAGAAACGAAGCACAUUGUUUCACCCUUACGGCGCUGAAAAAGAUAUUGUUGUGAUGAAUAACAUCAUGCCCGCAAACGAGGAAGAAAUCAGCCAGAGAUAUGACCUUAAAGGAGCUGAGUUUAGGAGGAAAGCAUCUGAAAAAGAGAAAAAGAAGACAAUAGCAACUUUCAAAGAUAAAGAUUUUCUUUUACACCAUUCUCACGGUAUAUAUUUAAAGGCAAAUGACUACGAGAGACUAAGGAAGGUUGUAACAUCGGAUUCGAAGUUUUUAUUAGAUUUUAACAUUUCAGAUUACAGUUUGUUAUUGGGAAUUAUUUAUGAAGGUAGAAUAUUAAAUAAAGUAGAAAGAGAAAGGCCCACUGGAACUGUAACUGGUAUACCUUGUGAAAGUAAAGAAGAAACCUCUGAUUUUAAACACGUAGAAAAUAAUCUUCUCAAGGGUUUAUCAGGGUUCACGGUUCAUGGCGAAAGAGUUAUGCUUUAUUUAGGAAUUAUAGAUUGGUUACAGAACUUCAAUAUUAAGAGGAGGAUGCAGGAUAGAGUCUUCAGUUUGUACGUUUGGGAUCACUCAUUUUCUAUCACAGACCCUAAAACGUAUGCAUCAAGAUUCAUAGACUUCAUGGGAUCAAAGGUUUUCCGAAAGAUGCAGCCUUGCUUGGCAGAAAAUAAGUAAAUCUCUUGAAAGGAUAACAAAUGUUGAAUAAAUGCUUUGUCUUGACUCAGCAGGCUCGAAAAGGAAAUAAGUUAUUUCCAAACAAUUCCAGACAAAUGUUAAAACAUAGACGAUGAACUAAUGAAUGCAGAACCUCUUGGACAGUGUGAACUGAAAACUCCCGAGGUUAGUGGUACAAGAAAGUUGGAGACUAAAAACAUCCUAGAACUUAUUAUUUAUACGAUUGUAGGGGUUUUCUCAAUUUUAUUUACCCAGUUUGUAAUUUUAAAAUGUUUGU
This is a messenger RNA of Macrosteles quadrilineatus (aster leafhopper), 2314 nucleotides long. RefSeq names its product phosphatidylinositol 4-phosphate 5-kinase type-1 beta-like. The transcript has a single exon. NCBI's taxonomy places the organism in Eukaryota, Metazoa, Arthropoda, Insecta, Hemiptera, Cicadellidae. Gene Ontology annotation, molecular function: phosphatidylinositol kinase activity. Bases 40 to 2037 code for a protein of 665 amino acids. Gene Ontology annotation, biological process: phosphatidylinositol metabolic process. The record is from RefSeq and is a predicted model, not a curated record.